CUUCCGAUAUUAACGGAAAUUUCGCAAUCUCCUGACUGACAGACUAUGGACGCUCAUAGAAAAGAGUCCUGGGCAGCAGAACUCAGGGUAGGUGUAGGGAAACCGUUUCCACUUGGAGUUUCCAAGUAUGCACAAGGAGCCAACUUUGCUGUGUAUACUGAAGAAACCGAGGAGGUUGCUCUCAUUCUCUAUCCUCCCCACGAGCACAAACGCAGUGGAGAAGGAGAUAUCCGAAGGGCAGAACUGGUUCUGGAUACGAAAAUGAACAGAACUGGACAAGUUUGGCACAUACAUAUACACCCUUUACUGGAAGGGUAUGAAUACAUGUGGCGAAUUGGAGCUGAACCACACAGUCGUUUUGGAAAGAAUAUAUGUCUUGAUCCGUAUGCCAAAAUCAUUUCUUCAUCACUUGUCGACCAGUUUAAUGAUCGUUCAGUUGAGUACUCUCCGAGAGGAGUGAUACCUUCCAAGAAGAGCCUAUUAUUUGACUGGGAAGGUGUUUGUGCUCCACAUAUACCUCUGAAAGAUCUGAUUAUUUAUGAGCUCCAUGUUCGAGGGUUCACAAUGAACUGUGAUUCCGAAGUACAGUACAAAGGGACUUUCUUAGGGAUUGUGGAGAAGAUACCCUACUUAAAAGAGCUUGGAGUAAAUGCUGUUGAAUUAUUGCCUGUUUUUGAGUUCAACGAAAAAGAAUGGCCUAUGAAAGGCAGCGAACUUGGAAAGUCUAUCUGUCAGUAUUGGGGAUAUAGUACAGUGGGUUUUUUUGCUCCUAUGAAUCGAUACUGUGUUGGCAAUGUAUUGGGUGCAGCAGUCUUUGAGUUUAAAACUAUGGUCCGAGAGUUGCAUAGGGCAGGAAUCGAAGUUAUCUUAGAUGUUGUGUAUAACCAUACUGCGGAAUUUGGCGAAGGGUUCUAUCAUUUUAAAGGUCUAGCGGCAGGUACAUAUUAUAUAAUGAAUCAAGACGGGAAUUUUAUGGAUUAUACCGGAUGCGGAAUUACAUUCAAUGCCAAUCAUCCUAUUGUGGCACAAUUGAUUCAUGACUCCAUUCGUUAUUGGAGUCUUGAAUGUGGAGUUGAUGGUUUUCGUUUCGACCUUGCGUCUGCAUUAACAAGAGACACUCGAGGAAGCGAAUCGAAGGAACCAUUGCUUAUCCACACACUUUCUAUGGAUCCUGCUUUACGAGAUGUAAAGCUAAUUGCGGAGCCUUGGGACUGUGGAGGGUUAUAUCACGUUGGCUCGUUUCCUCAUUUUGGUGUGUGGGCUGAAUGGAAUGGGCGUUUUCGAGACAUUGUACGUUGCUUUAUCAAAGGAGACGCAGGAACUUUGGCAGAAUUUGCUACAAGGGUUUGUGGUUCCGAAGAUUUAUAUGGAGCAGGAAGAACACCUGCACAUUCUAUCAAUUUUGUGACUGCACACGAUGGUUUCUCUCUAAAUGACUUGGUGAGUUACAAUGAGAAACACAAUGAAGCAAAUGGAGAAGAUAACCGAGAUGGUGAGACUCAUAAUAAUUCUUGGAAUUGUGGUGAAGAAGGACCUACAGAGGAUGAAACCAUCAACCAGUUUCGUCAGAGACAAAUGAAAAACCUUCUAACCGUCUUACUAACUUCCAUUGGUGUGCCAAUGAUAGUGAUGGGUGAUGAGUAUGGACAUACCAAGAAUGGUAAUAAUAACACCUGGUGCCAAGAUGAUGAGAUCUCUUGGUUUAAUUGGACAAAAUGUAAAGAAGAAAAGGGUUCACUGCUAAGGUUCACAAGAAAAUUGAUCAAGUUUCGAAAAGAUCAUGAGGUGUUUAGACGAAAUUCGUUUAUGAAUAAGCAAGUUAUAACAUGGCAUGGAGUGGAACCUUACCGACCCAAUUGGAAGUCAUCAUACAAUUUUAUUGCAUAUACCUUACAUGAUGACACUGCAAAGGAGAACAUUUAUUUUGCAUUCAAUGCUGGAGCUGAAGAAAGAAAGAUAGCUGUUCCAAGCACUCAUAACAAAUGGUAUCUUAUUUUAGACACAACUUUAUCACCACCUCAGGAUUUUCCUGACGAAGAACUUGAAGUCGCAAGUGAUGGUAUAUAUGCUCUGAAAUCCUACGGUGUUUUGAUUUUGUAUUCGCCAUACCACGAUGAAGACUUCAUCGCUGAAAAUGAGGUAUUGGAAGAUAUACCAGAAGAGGAAGAAGAAGAAGAAGAAAAUGAAAUCAAACGAAACCUUGCAGCAUUAUGUGUGCCUGGCUUUGUUCACGAUAUAGAUGCGGAAAGUUUGGAGCCCUUGACGGAACCUUACAAGCUGAAAGAAUCUAGUUCUUCUAUCAACUUAAGGGCGGAGUACUUAACUACGAGAAAAAGUGGCCCAGCAAGUUUUACGGGCUAAAGAUAUACUGUAUUGAUCCCCAUAUCGUUUAUCACCCUUCAUAUCGUUUGUUAUAAUUAUGUUCUAGUGGUACACUGUAAACAUAUCCCUUGUCAGAA
Galdieria sulphuraria is the source of this 2459-nucleotide messenger RNA. RefSeq names its product isoamylase. Lineage: Eukaryota; Rhodophyta; Bangiophyceae; Galdieriales; Galdieriaceae. The record is from RefSeq and is a predicted model, not a curated record. The transcript is spliced from 8 exons. The coding region runs from base 46 to 2361 and encodes 771 amino acids. Gene Ontology annotation, biological process: carbohydrate metabolic process. Gene Ontology annotation, molecular function: hydrolase activity, hydrolyzing O-glycosyl compounds.